AUGAAGGCAUCGAUCUUGCCGGUCUUUGUCGCCGCUACCCUGAUAAGUGCUGUCGCGGGUCAAGAUUACUUCUUUAUUGAGGGCCAGGAUACCCCUCUGAUCGGAUACAGCUCGGAUAUCUAUGUGCAGCGAGACGACAACAACUGCACAACCAUCAUUAACAACUACAACCAUCUGGUCCACAAGCCCAAAUACGUGGUGGGAGUCUUCUCGAGCGAAGGAGAUGAUAUUGCGUUUCGAAACUACAAUCUGACGUUUGGUCAGUACCUGACCGCCACGGCGGGCCAAAAGAUUGAUCCUCCGGUCGAGUUUGACAUGGUCGCAGGUAGCAUGACGCAGCUCGCGGAGAUGGCGGAAGCCGAACAGGUGGAUUUCAUCUUUGGCAGUUCCGCUGUCUCCUCUUGUAUGGCCACGGAAUACGACGCACAACCUCUCGUCACGGUCAUUUCCCGGAGGGAAGCUCGGGGCCAUGAAUACGACUUGGAUCUCUAUGGAGGCGUGAUCUUUACAUUGGCUGAUAACAACGAGGUGAAUAGCAUUCAUGAUCUCAAAGACCGAACCAUUGGAGCGGGUGGCAUUACCGCAAUGGGAGGUGGCCAAGCACAGUUCUAUGAAAUGGUCAGGCAGGGACUAUCUUACGUGAAUGACCCCAAGCAAGUCGUCUUUACCAUCGAUGAAGCACUUGUGGUACAAGGCGUUAUUGAUGGAGAGUUUGAGAUUGGACUGUGCCGAACCGAUCAGAUUGAACGCCAUAUCGAUGCCAACACGGGAAAGCCAGUGGACCCUAGUAUGUUCAAGGUCAUCAAUGCACAGACUCACAGUCUCCACGAUGGACGCUUGUUCCCCUUCAAAUCUUCCACUAGUCUGCACCCCGAGUGGCCCGUCACAGCGCUCAAUCAUGUGGCAGUUAGUGUCGCGGAAUCCGUGCAAGAAGCCUUGUUGGCUCUGCAAGAUCAUGCCAUGUCAAUCGACUUUCAACAGAACCUCCGUUGUGAGACCACUCCCGCGUUGGCUGAUCUCGCCCAGGAUUGCAAGACGGCCGGUAUGUUGACUGGAUUCCGACCAGCACGAAACUACUUCUCCGUACGGACCAAGCAAGAAAAGGCUGGUUUCUUGAAUGAAUGGGACGACGGGAAAUGGCAUUGCAUUCGAGGACAAACCUUGUACCAUGAUAUUGCUUGUCCUGAUGAAUACUACAAGAUCCUGGAGAAGCACUUUGCACAAUCGUGUACAAGGAUUGGGUUGGAGUGUCCGCACGACUUUGAGUGCUACUGCAAACCCUGUAUCCACAGGUCCGUGGCCGUAGAUGUCUUUGAGUAUGGAAGUAAUGCCACACAGAGCACCAUGUGCGAGAAAAUGAAAACUUGUGGGUCUGUCGAACAAACCCAAGUCAUCACGUUUCGAAUUGUGGACCACAUGGAGAGAACGGGAGCUAAGGUCGCGGCCAUACAAUCAUUGGGGGAACAAAGCAAGGAUCUGGAAGUCGUCGAAGUGGGGCCUUGGACGUACGAGUUCCAGCUUACAGAGCCCCGCAUGGGCAUGGCUAUUGUCGCAAUUGCAAUUGACGAUAUUGAGAUUUACGACUCACCAAUUCGCGUGGAGGUCGCGGAGAAAACUUGUGAUGGUGAAGGAAAGGUGGCAACGGAAUGGGGAGAUUGUGUCUGCAAGUCAGACACUGUCGAUAUCAACGGCACUUGUGUCGACGUUGCAAUUUUUGCGGCUGUUGGCUCCGUCGCUGGGUUUAUCCUGAUAGUUUCGCUCAUAUUUGCCUACAUUGAGUACAAGAACCACAAGGCUGAUGAAAUGUGGAAAGUCGAUAUCAAUGAACUCCUGUUCGACGACCCGGUUGAGGUCAUUGGACAAGGCUCCUUUGGCGUUGUGCUAUUGGCAGAGUAUCGUGGAACAAAGGUGGCCAUCAAACAGGCUGUGAAGGGGAAAGGUUCAGGCUCGACGAAGGGAGGAAGCGGGAAGCGCUCGGUUUCGUAUGAAGAUUCCGCUAUUGCGGAACCCGAGGAAAUCGCUACUCGACCGUCGAUGUUAACCGACGAUGGUCUCUCCGAUUGUCGCACCGAGGAGUCAUCAGGCGACAAUAAGUUUGAUGUUGAGAGUGGCAAAGCCUUCAACUCAAAUACCGGCAGUAAUUUUGCACUCAGUCGGAGGUACGAUGGUGCUACUCUCACCUUCCUCGGUGGCUAUCAUAAUGGAGGAAACAGCAAAUGGGCGUGGCUGUGUCCUUGGAUGAAGAAAAACGACUACCAGGCUCGUUUCAAGGAGACUAUAUUGGGAAAUGCCAGCGCUUCUGCAUCGAGGAAGACCUUCCAUGAGAUGUUCUGCCCCUGGUUCAAUGAAAAUGUGCAACGGCAAGAAGAGUUCGUGAAAGAAAUGAGAGUCCUUUCUCUCCUCCGUCAUCCCUGUAUCACGACUGUGAUGGGAGCAGUAAUCUCCCGCAACCACGUCCCAAUGCUGGUCAUGGAAUACAUGGAUUACGGAUCCCUCCACGAUCUUUUGAGGAACGAGACAAUGUAUCUUACCGGCGAAAUCAUCUCACAGAUCACCAGGAGUGUCGGACAGGGCCUCCGAUACCUCCAUAGCUCCAAACCUCCAAUCUUGCACGGUGACUUAAAAGCUCGCAACAUCCUCAUUGACUCCCGCUUCCGUGCCAAACUUUGUGAUUUUGGUUUGUCAACGAAGCAGGAUGGUCGAAUCACAGGAACCCCGUUCUGGCUUGCACCGGAGUACUUGCGCGGCGAAACCGAAUACGAUAGCAAGUGCGACAUCUACAGUUGCGGUAUCAUACUUUACGAGAUUUACUCGAGGAAAAACCCCUACGAAGGAGAAGACUUCAAAAUGACUCUCCAACGAGUGUGUGAUAAACGCAUCAAUAAACGUCCUGACAUUCCAGGAACAACACCGCCCAAGCUGAUCGACCUAAUGAAGAAAUGCUGGAAUAGAGACAGAAACUUCCGGCCCAGUGCGAGAGAUCUAGACUUGACGCUGAUGGACUUCAAUUCAGAUGAUUUCGAACCGUUGACGGAUGAGCAGCAGACUGAAGCCGCCAGGAAAAGACGUACUGGAGAUAUGCUGUAUGAAUUGUUUCCCAAGCAUAUCGCAGAUGCUCUCCAAGCUGGUAAAAAGGUGGAGCCAGAAACGCACAACAACGUCACGGUCAUUUUCUCGGACAUUGUGCACUUCACCGACAUUUCGCAGCGAAUGGAUCCACUCAAGGUCUCCUGUAUGCUGGACAAUCUCUACCUUUCUUUUGACAAAAUCGCCCGUCGGCACAACAUUUUCAAGGUUGAGACGAUAGGGGACGCCUACAUGGGAGUUACGAAUUUGGAAAACAAGCAAGAGCACAAUCAUGUCAAGUGUGCCGCGGAGUUUGCGAUUGACAUGGUCAAGGAAGCCAGUCAGAUCCUCAUUGACCCCGAUGCACCUGAAAUGGGUUACAUCAACAUUCGCGUUGGUUUUCAUUCCGGGCCUGUAGUAAGCAACGUCAUUGGUUCUCUCAACCCUCGCUAUGGCUUGUUUGGAGAUACCGUCAAUACGGCUUCCAGGAUGGAAUCGAACUCUUCGGCCAACAGAAUCCUUUGUUCAGAGGUCUCGUACAAUCUCUUGAAAGAACAGUCCCCUGGUGUCAAGGUGAAGAAGAGAGGAAAGAUCAAGGUGAAAGGCAAGGGCGAGAUGAUUGCCUACUGGGUGGGUGGCAGCAGCCUGCACAAGCAACUGCAGAAGCGGGAACAAUCCAUCAUCGGAAGACCGAAGGUUGUAGAAUUCGAGGAGGAACCUACGGAAGUAGCCGGAGACAAGGAUUACGUUGGAGAAAUUGUAGCAAGCAACAUUGGAGAGAUUGUGGAAGAUAACGAUGGAGAGCACGGAGAGGACAACGAUGAAGAGCACGGAGAGGACAACGAUGAAGAGCACGGAGAGAACAACGUCGGAGAGCACGGGGACGAAACUGAAUUUUUCGACGCUGGUGGUUUGGUCAAGGACACUGGUGGCGAUGUUAGUUCCAGUUGUGGCGACCUCUCUCUGGACUCGGAAGCGUAA
This is a messenger RNA of Seminavis robusta, 4047 nucleotides long. The record is from the annotation of a GenBank genome assembly. Lineage: Eukaryota; Bacillariophyta; Bacillariophyceae; Naviculales; Naviculaceae.